This is a messenger RNA of Funneliformis geosporum, 243 nucleotides long. The record is from the annotation of a GenBank genome assembly. NCBI's taxonomy places the organism in Eukaryota, Fungi, Glomeromycota, Glomeromycetes, Glomerales, Glomeraceae.
AUGAAUAAUUUCAAUUCUGAUUUUGAUUGGUUAGAAAGAGCGAUAUCAGAAAAUUAUAUUAAGUAUUAUGAUUUUGAUAAGUUCUCUAAUUUGAAAGAAAUCAGCUGCGGUUCUUAUGGAAAUGUUUCUUGCGCAAACUGGAAAGGUUCUGAAACUAUCAUGGCUCUAAAACAUUCAUAUGAUUUGACCAUUAAAGAGAUUGUUAAUGAGGAUAUAAAAAUAAUAGAUAAAAAUGCAACGUGA